GGUAUUGACAACACAUUCGGCCAAUAAACCCUUCACAUCUCCAGAUGGAUGGUGUGAUCUAAGUAUGGAUGGUUCUGGGCGAAUUGCAUUGGCAUGCGCGGCUCUCUUGUUUUUCCAGAUAUAUGGGAGCGUCGACCAGAACCGGGUGCUUGAGCGCCUGUUGCUUUCUCAGUUUCUUAUCCUCUUCAUCUCGGCAGUACUUGCUUUUGCCGCCAGCUUCAUAGCAAAGCGCUGGGCAGGCAGGAAGGGCAGGUUUGACGAUGAUGCACGGUACAGAAAACUCGAGGAGUCCAGGACGGCGAGCCUCCCGCACAGGCCAUCCUUCCGGUUCACGUGGCUGCCUUUGGCUGUCUGCAUCUCAGGCAGGCUGUCCCUUCUGAACUGGCUCCACACCCGGCAGCAGUGCUCGCACCCAGGGGUUGAGCUCUUCCUGCCAUGCUUGUUUGUCAUCUACAAAAUCUUCGCGCGUGCGAGACGGUCUUCAGGCACCAGGGGGGACGAUGAAGGCUUGGAAGACGAGGAAGACGACAUCGAGAACGAUGUUUUCCAGGACAUCGCAGCCUGGUUCCAGAGGUCACAUCUGACCAAUCUUUCUGGAAGUCUUGCUCUCGCUGGCGGUGCCUACCUCAUCUCUCUGCCCGCUUCCAACUCGACCGUCACCUGUCCAGCAUCCGAGUCCAGGCAUGUCGUCUUGGCCUUACAAUGGCUAGGCCUGGCGCUCGAUGCCGUCCUCCUCGCCCUUCUUUGGCGUAUACUGCAGUGGGCUCGUACGCCAACGGAGAGGUUCAUGACGGUCGGCAGCAUCCUGAGCACCUCUGCAUUCUUCACUGGUGUGGUUGUGGUCAUGCACCACAGAGCAUCGGGCCAGUUUCAGUUUGUCGAGACCUACGGUGUCGACUCUCUCUAUCUUUUUGCCAUCUUCGGCCAGAGCAUUGCCUUACUCUUCAUCGCAUCUACCUUUUUUUCGCUGCAGCCCUCGCCGCUGGUCGCUACCGGAAUCAUGACUUUCCUAUGCGGGACAUACGCGGCCUGGAGGAAGAUACACCAGGUCAACACCUAUGAGCAGCCAUCGAAGGCCCAGUUCCUUGUAGGAGUACUGGUAAUGAGCCUCGGCUUUACAUUUUUCUCGAUUAGAAACGGCAUCCGACACGUAGGACUAGCCCGCAGCUUUAUCGUCUUUCUCAUGCUCGUCUUCCUUGUCGUCGCCACGAUCUAUUCAGCUGCGGUGUCCAGCGUGCUGGACCGUCACCCAAUCGACAAGCUCAUCUACGCCACAAGAACAGAGGCACAUCGCUGGCUCGUCCAGUACGCGAGAGUCAGCGAAAGCCUGGGUGUUGCGGCACGAGAGUACCGCGAUCGUCACAAUGGUCGUAAGCCACCCCCAAACUUUGAUAUUUGGUACGAUUACGCCACGACACGGGACUCUCCCAUUAUCGACCACUUUCAGCAGAUUGAUGAUGAUCUGCAACCAUUUUGGAGCUUGAAGCCCAGUCACAUACAGGAGGAGAUACUCAAACUUGGGGCUCAGCAUGGCAUGGGCAUUAUCAGUAUCAAAGAGGGCAUUGUCACAAAUCAGCAGUCGCCAGAGGCUCAUGAUGAAGCAGUGAUGAGCGAUCUGAUGGAACUUAUCCAGCCCUUUGCCCAGCACUUACCGGAUAUGGAUCUCCCUGUUAAUAUGCUGGAUCACCCGAGAGUCUUGCCGCCAUGGUCAGCGGGCACAACACCGAGAUAUGGAGAGGAUGCGCAGGGCGAGGGGUUCAUGUGGUUAUGGGAGCAUCAGCACCGGCUAGGUCAGGCCUGUCCCAGUCAUUCGUCGUCCAGGAUGGGUUUUUACCCACAAAACGGGCAUUUCUGCUCUUCUUGCGCCAAUCCCCAUUCCGAGGGGCAGUUUCUGAACGACAGGGUGCUGGGCUGGGAUCUAUGUCACCAGCCAGAUCUGCUGAACCUGCACGGUUUCUUCGCGACCCACCAAGUCGUGAGGCCAUUUGGCGACCUCGUGCCUGUCUUCAGCCGGGCCAAGACGCAGCAGCACAGGGACAUACUAAUUCCCCUGGCCAGGAGCAAAGAUGAUUACAACCCGGAAGCUGUCGGUCAGCACGAAAAGCCCCUGCUUGACAAGACGAGCCAGCUCUUCUGGCGCGGCAGCAUCCAUCCCGAGAGAACCCUGCCGCCCGGCCUGCUCUCAGCUGGCCAUCAGGAGCGCCUCAGCUACCUGGCCAACAAUGCCACCCCGGACGACUACGUAACGGUUCUGCUCGCCAAGAGCGCUGACGAGGAGAAGUUCCUCUACGAGAAGGCCCCACUGCCCGAACUGAACCGGGCGCUGAAGCUGGAUGUCGGCCUCAGCGACUAUUCGAACUGCAUGAUUCCCGAAUGUGAGGAGGUAAAGAAGGAGUUCGGCAUGAAGCCGGAGGAUAAGGACGGCAAGGCUGAGGCGGACAGCCGAUACGUGAUGGUCAUGGAUCGCGAUGACGGGCCCUCCGAGGAUCUGCUCAGGGUGUUGAGGUCAGGCAGUGUGCCGUUUGUGGCCUCCAUCUUCAAGGAAUGGUACACGGAGCGUGUGUUCCCCUGGCUCCAUUACGUGCCCGUCGACAUCCGCUUCCACGACCUCUACAGCACGCUGGCUUACUUCCUGGGCCUCCAGGACAAGGGCCUCGUUAACGGGCGCAAGGUGCCCAUGCAGUCGCGCGUUGACGACGCCAAGUGGAUUGCGGAGCAGGGGAAGCAGUGGGCGGCCCAGGCUCUGCGGCGAGAGGACGCUGAGAUCUACAUGUUUCGUCUGUUGCUGGAAUGGGGGAGGGUGAUUGACGAGAAGAGGGAUGAUCUUGGCUAUGAGAGUCACAAAUAAAAUAAAACCAAGGGCACAGAGGUUAUGAGGGAAGGUUAGAUGAUAUUGUAUUCUAUAUAGUAAAUACCACAUGUUUAAAUUG
Cryphonectria parasitica EP155 is the source of this 2930-nucleotide messenger RNA. Its product is annotated as family 90 glycosyltransferase. Bases 65 to 2848 code for a protein of 927 amino acids. The transcript is spliced from 3 exons. NCBI's taxonomy places the organism in Eukaryota, Fungi, Ascomycota, Sordariomycetes, Diaporthales, Cryphonectriaceae. The record is from RefSeq and is a predicted model, not a curated record.